Molecule: messenger RNA, 982 nt
Organism: Rhizophagus irregularis DAOM 181602=DAOM 197198
Lineage: Eukaryota; Fungi; Glomeromycota; Glomeromycetes; Glomerales; Glomeraceae
Cellular component (GO): mitochondrion
Source: RefSeq, a predicted model, not a curated record
ACUUCAUCUUAAGUGACUUUUUAUUCAUAAUGUUAGGACCACGGUUUAAUAAAGUUUUUCGAAUUAAUCUUUUAUCAUGUCAAAACAAUUUAUCCAAUCCUCGUUAUUUAAUUCGGAAACCAAACACUUUGUUUCUUUUUACAAAAAUAUCUCUUGGACGAAAUUAUUCUAGUGAAGCAGAAUUACGAGAUUUACGAGAAACUUUAGAACGUAUUGAUCCUAGAUAUGUUCCAGACUUUGACUUUGGAAUAAUUGAUCCCUAUUUCAAACCAUUACAAAUGCCAUCUAUUUUUUCUAAAAAAUAUUAUCGAAUAUUAUACGAAAAUUCAAAGAAUACAUUUAAAAAUUUCAUGUUUGGUCUUAAUAUAGCAUAUUGUGAAAGAAAAUAUUCCGAAUAUAAAGAUAAGCCCGCUGAAUAUUGGUCACCAAAAUCGUUUAAAUCAAAGGCUUUGAACCUUUAUGUUGAAAUGAAUGAAAAUUAUGCAUCGAAAAAUUUAAAAGCAUUACAAAAUCUUGUGGAGGAUCGAAUGUAUAAUAAAAUUAAAUAUGAUUUGAAGCAUAGAGAAGGCAAAUUUAUAUGGAAAUAUCAUGGACUUGUAGAAAAACCGAAAUAUAUAAACGUUCGAUGUAUCCUUGGGCAUACGCGUUCAACUGGAAAUUAUCUAGUUCAAUUGACGAUAAAAUUACAUACUAAACAGAGUGUGGGAUUAUAUAAUAAAGCAGGUAAAUUGAUUGCUGGAGACCCAAAGAAGGUUAAGGAUGUACUUGAAUAUGUUGUAUUUCAACGUAAAAUGUGGGAUAAGAGUAAAGGGUGGACUAUUUAUGGAUAUUUUAAUGAUAUUAAUAACAAUUUACUUACGCAAACUAAUACGCAAACUAAGAUACAAGAUGUUUAAUUAUAUAUUCAUGAUUAUACUAAAAAAAAAAUUUACACUAAAAGAAUAGUUAUUAUGACAAAAUUCAUUAUUUAAAUUUCUCCUAC